Molecule: messenger RNA, 357 nt
Organism: Pocillopora damicornis (cauliflower coral)
Lineage: Eukaryota; Metazoa; Cnidaria; Anthozoa; Scleractinia; Pocilloporidae
Source: RefSeq, a predicted model, not a curated record
AUGGUUAGAAAGGAAAUCGGCAUACCGAUCAGCGAGUCUAUCUUCUGGACAGACAGCACCUGUGUUUUGGGCUACAUCGCCAGUGAAGACAAACGGUUUCAUACUUUCGUGGCAAAUCGUGUCGCAGCAAUACAAGAAGCUACAUCCUCUUCUCAGUGGAAACACGUUGGCACAAAGCAAAACCCAGCAGACAACGCUUCCCGUGGCCUCUCGGCUGAAGCCUUGCUGAAGGGCGAACGUUGGUCAACAGGACCAGACUUCCUUAGGAAAUCUGAAAGGUUCUGGCCAAGUCAACAGUUUACAGACUGUACAGUCACAGAUAACGACCCGGAUCACAAGUGUUUUCGGCAAACGUAG